AUGUCUUCGAAAUUUUGGGCCGAGUUAUCUAAUGAUUAUGAAAAGCUUUUUGAAACAGAAAUAGGAUAUGAUGUUAUUAUUUAUGCUGGAGAAGAAUCAAAUAUUAAAGAGAUUCAUGCUCAUUCAAAUAUUUUAUGCAUCAGGUCAAUAUAUUUUCGUACGGCGUUUUCUAAUGAAUGGGCUGAAAAAAAAGAUGGAAAAUUUAUUUUGAGAAAACCAAACAUUUCCCCCAACUUUCUUAAUAUAAUCCUUAGGUUUAUUUAUUGUGGAAAUAUUGAAUUGGAGAAUUUACAGGGACCGGAUGUGCUAAAACUUUUAGUGGCAGUGGAUGAACUUAAUAUUCAAUCAUUAAUUUCUCAUAUUCAAGAAUAUUUAAUUGAACAUCAAACUGAAUUUUUACAUCAAAAUCCAACUGGUAUUCUUGAGACCGUUUAUCAACAUGAAACGUUUACAGAUUUAUGGGAAUUUUAUCUUGAAAAAAUUUGUAAAGAACCAAAGAUUUUAUUAGAAUCUGAUGAAUUUAUUAAUUUAAAAGCUUCUUUAUUGGAAUUAUUGUUAAAAAGUGAUGAUUUAAAUGCGGAUGAGAUUGAAAUUUGGGAGAGUUUAUUGAAAUGGUGUUUUGCACAAUUAAGUAUGAAUAAUGACCCUAAAAAAUGGAAUAAAGAAGAUAUUACAAAAAUUAAGGGUUCGUUAAGUAGAUUUAUCUCUCUUAUUAGAUUCUAUAAUAUCAAACCUGAAGAUUUCUUUUAUAAAGUUUAUUGUUAUAAAGAUAUUUUACCACAGGAUUUAAUUAAUGAUCUUUUGGAAUUUCACAUAGUUCCUAAUAUGAAACCUAAGACUAAUAAUAUAACACCAUUAAGAAAGUCAAGUUUAAGUUUUAAACUUGAUUCAAGAUUGAUUGAUUCAGAAUAUAUUCCACUUUUUGCUUCAUGGAUUGAUAAAAAGGAUUCUUCAAAUUAUGAUAAAAAAAUGAUUCCUUAUGAAUUUAAAUUAUUAUAUCGUUCAGGUCAGAAUGGAUUUAAUGCUACAUCAUUUCAUAGAAAUUGUGACAAUAAAGGAGCUACUAUUUGGGUAGCAAAAAUUCAAGGUUCAACACAAUUAAUUGGAGGUUAUAACCCACUUGAUUGGAACGGAAAUUGUGGUUGGAAAAGUACUGCGGAUAGUUUUCUAUUUAAUUUUACAGAUAUGAAAAAUACUUCUACUGCAAAAUUAGGUUAUGUCAAUAUUAAAGAUUGCGCUGUUUCUUGUUAUAAUGAUCGAGGACCUAGUAUGGGUAAUUUAGUUUGCCUUAAUUCCAAUAAGUGGACUUAUCUUAGUGGAACUCACUAUCCUAAUAUAGAUAUUAUUUCAGGAAAUUUUACUAUAGAAGAUUUUGAAAUAUUUCAAGUAAUUAGAAAAUGA
Rhizophagus irregularis DAOM 181602=DAOM 197198 is the source of this 1401-nucleotide messenger RNA. NCBI's taxonomy places the organism in Eukaryota, Fungi, Glomeromycota, Glomeromycetes, Glomerales, Glomeraceae. The record is from RefSeq and is a predicted model, not a curated record.